Molecule: messenger RNA, 1044 nt
Organism: Oxyura jamaicensis (ruddy duck)
Lineage: Eukaryota; Metazoa; Chordata; Aves; Anseriformes; Anatidae
Product: breast cancer anti-estrogen resistance protein 1-like
Exons: 4
Coding region: 256-1044 (262 amino acids)
Biological process (GO): cell migration; cell surface receptor protein tyrosine kinase signaling pathway
Cellular component (GO): cytoplasm; focal adhesion; plasma membrane
Molecular function (GO): protein binding
Source: RefSeq, a predicted model, not a curated record
CGGAGCGGGGCCGCCGGGCCCGGGCUGGCACGGCGCUGGAAUGAUCCCUCCGGCGGGGCCGCCGCCGCCGCCACCACCGCCGCCGCAGCGCCGCCCGACCCACCGCCACAGACAGGCCCCGGCCUCGGCCUCGGCCUCGGCUUCGGCCCCGGCCCCGGCCCCGGCCCCGGCCCGCCGCUGCUCCGCGCUAGGGCCCCGCCGCCGGCCCCGGCCCCGCCGCUUUGUGCCGCCGCAGCGCCGCGGGGAGCGGGGAAGAUGAACUACCUGAACGUGCUGGCCAAGGCGCUGUACGACAAUGUGGCCGAGUCCCCGGACGAGCUCUCCUUCCGCAAGGGCGACAUCAUGACGGUGCUGGAGCGCAACACGCAGGGGCUGGACGGCUGGUGGCUCUGCUCCCUCCACGGCCGUCAGGGCAUCGUGCCGGGGAACCGCCUCAAGAUCCUGGUGGGCAUGUACGACAAGAAGCAGCAGCAGCAGCAGCAGCAAGCGGCCGGCACGGGGCAAGGACAGGCACCGCCGCAGCCCCCGGUGCCGCAGCCCGCCCUGCCUUACCACCACCAAGGGGGCUACGUCCCGCUGUCGCCUGCCUCGCAGUACACCCCCAUGCACCCUGCCUACGCGCCCCAAGGGGACAACGUCUACCUGAUGCCGGUCCCUAGCAAGGGACAGCAGGGCCUCUACCCGGGCUCGGCGCCCACCGGACAGUUUCCCCCGGCCCCGGCUAAGCAGUCGCCCGCCUACCCGAAGCAGACGCCGCCCCACGCCUUCCCCAGCCCCGGGCAGGAGAUCUACCAGGUGCCCCCGUCCCUGAGCCAGGCGGCGGACGCGUACCCCGUGGGCUCUGCCAGCCCCCCCCAGGAUAUAUACCAGGUCCCUCCCUCGGUGGGCCAGGCUCAAGACAUCUACCAGGUGCCCCCGUCUUUGGACAGCCGGAGCUGGGAAGGGCACAAGCCCUCGGGAAAGGUCCUGCUGGUCCCUUGGUGUGGGCAUUAUUUAGGGCACGUCCACGGAGAGGCUUCCCCCUUCUGGCAGGCCGUGCUGUGA